This is a messenger RNA of Colletotrichum higginsianum IMI 349063, 831 nucleotides long. Its product is annotated as Kinetochore protein spc24. The transcript is spliced from 3 exons. Bases 1 to 831 code for a protein of 276 amino acids. The record is from RefSeq and is a predicted model, not a curated record. Lineage: Eukaryota; Fungi; Ascomycota; Sordariomycetes; Glomerellales; Glomerellaceae.
AUGUCUUUUUCCAGAACCCUCUUCGCCCAUUCGAAUGAAUUCAACUGGAUCGGCGACAAACACUCCUCGCGAUUUUACGAAAGAACGCGCCCUGACGAACCCGCCGGCCGCGUAUCCUGCGGCGAGAUUCGAACACAAUCAACCAUUUCCACAACUCGACCACAACUCAACCACACACACACACACACAAACCCGAACGGGAAGAAAUCAGCCAAGAUGCUUCUAGCAGAGGAGCCCGCGACGCUCAUCCGCCACACCAUCGACAAUUUCAACAUUCAUCCCGACAAGCAAGCCGUCGCGCGCAUCAAUGAAUCCCUCGCGACCCUCCAGCAGGCCCGCGAGCUGCGCCUGCGCGAGGCCGAAAAUGCCCUCAAGAAGCUCUCUCGCCAGCUAAACACAAUGGCCUCCCAGCACGCCGAGCUCACAUCGCAGCACUCGUCGACCGCGCACGCCUCGGAGAUCGCCCGCCUCGACACAACAAAGUUCCGGACCGCGAAGGCCGCCUCGGACGCCGAGAUGGAGGCCGAGCGCCUCGCCCAGCAGGCCGCCGACCUCAGCGUGCGCCUCCAGGAGCUCGAGAUCCAGGGGCUCGACGGCUCCGCCGACGACCAGGCCCGCCGCCGCGACCCCGUCGACGACGAGGUGCUGCUGCGCCUCAAGGUCUACCGCAGCCUAGGCAUCGAGAUCGAGCGCGACGGCCGCGACGGCGGCGGCGGCGAGUUCACCCGCGCCGUUGUCCGCAACGACCGGAAGGGCGACGUGCAUGUCGUCAACAUGGACAAGAAGUUUUCAAAGUUCUUUUACGCAAACUACUUUUGGCAGACGCUGUAG